This is a messenger RNA of Amoebophrya sp. A25, 11123 nucleotides long. The record is from the annotation of a GenBank genome assembly. NCBI's taxonomy places the organism in Eukaryota, Dinophyceae, Syndiniales, Amoebophryaceae.
CGAGACGUUUACGACGAGCGCGAUGGUGGCAUCCUCUCAAUUUGUCGCCAUCUUCAUCUUGCUGUUGUGUUCUAAUAUCGUUAUCUUCUGAUCAUCCCCUCCAGGGAAGGACGCGCCGUACGAGCAAGAGCGAGACGAGCUUGAGACUUAUCACGAGUACAACGAGAGAUGACUACUCCAAAACUUACCAUAAGGAAGGGCGCUACACGUGAAAAGAAAGACGAGAUGGAGGAGUCAAACGAGUACGACGAGAGCCCCUUUUGCAAUGAAGUCUUCCCACCAUCCCAGCUGGCUAUGCUGACGAUAUUUGUAUUCCUUUGCCAUUAGGAAAUUUUUCAUAACCCUAGGUUUACUCACUGCGAGCAGUAAUGUGCAUGAUCACAAUCAUCGCCAUUACCUUCAUCCUGUUAAACCAAGCAAAGCGAAAGAUUUUUAUUAGCAUGAUCAUCGUUAUUCCCAAAAACCAAAUAUUACAAUAGGUGGUAAGAGGGAAGGGAGUGCACUCGUUGUACUACUUACUACUUAAAAAUAAGAAUAACAAACUAGCAACUUGCUUCGACGACAACUCAAACAUUUCAAUCAACUGCUACAAUUGAAGAAAAGAGAAGAGCUUAAACUCUGAAGACGAACUUCUACCUCUGAUAGUUCAAAGAUCAAAAAACUACACGAAACGACUACGACGACGACCUCGGAUCGGCAACAUCAUCCUUGAAAAAAUAAAAACCAUUAUUUUUUUAUACUUAAUUACACAACGAACAGUGAACACAAUCUUCACAAAGACAAUCAAUUAGAGGAUCUGCGACACGCAAUAAAAAAACUACAACGACAGCUUGCACAAGAAGGACAAUAUCUACAACACGAUCACUACACAUCGCGGCACACGUGGUCUACCCAAAUCAUAAAAAAUGAGACAAUUGGAAAACACGUCUACCCCCUCCAUUGAGGUGAGCACCGACACUAAGCAGGAUGUCGCGACUUGGCAGACUCAGGCUGAUGGAGCAGACUCCUGUUAUGAUGCGAUUAUCUGUUUCUUUUUUGUCAAAAUAUACGCAUGAUUCCUUUUUAGAGGCUAGAGCAUGAUUGAGUAAGUUUCUUGUAGUGUUUUUCUUCAUUCUAGGACUCGCACAUGUAGAUGUAGAAUGUGGAUAAAGAACUGUGUGUACGCUUAGCAGAAAACAGAGAAACACUUUGCUUUUAUGGAAUAUUUUUGAGUUAGAGAUUAUGACUCUGAGAACCACCACAAGCUUUUGAGCAAGGUAAUAUAAGGUUCCCUUCUUGAGAUGAUUGCACUGAUUGCCCUAGCGGUUGGUUUACAUUUACAUAGUCUUAACUCGUAUUGCAGCCGCCAACUGGAAGUGCAACAUUAUGUUACACUUCAAAAAUAUUAAUAUCAUGAACUUGUUGUGGUCGAUGCAAAAAGAACUAGCCAGUAGUAGUGUCUUCUAAACCCCUGGAGUGGGUACAUUCAUUCAUUCAUUCAACGCGACUACUACUACUGUCGCGACAAAGGAAUUGCCUAGGAGUAGGAAGAAGCAAAUAGUAUUUUGAUACAGUCGCAGUCCUGUAUGUAUGCAGAUUCUUUGGUAAUUCGACUGCUCUAAUGAUGCGAAAAUGGAAACUGCGACAUUGCGGCGAAAUAUGGUACAACGAUUUACCUUUCGACUUUCAGGCUUGGCUCUUUAAGUUUAAAAUCAGAAAUAUUGUCUACAUAUACAUGAUCAUAUAAUUCAAUAACGUUGAUAGCCCGCUUGUACGUCGUGGUCUCAUAGAGUCAACCGUCCUGGACAGAGCCAGAGAAUAAAAGCAACCCAUCGAGAAACAAUGAAAAAGAAUUUCCAAGAGGAGAUUAUGAUAGAGCUUUUACAUAGCGUUUUGGUUUACCACAAUAAUCAUCGACCAAGCAAUUUGAGGUGACAUAGACAGUAAAAUCGAUUUACUAGUAGCUUGGUCAGGUGUGCUUUGUUUUGUUAUUCAUUUCGGCACGUCUAUUUGUGAAACCCAUGGCGAUACUGGGCAUGUACGUUUAUCAAAUAGGAGACAUGGAUCUAGUUCUAGAUGAUGCAGUGUACCAAAUGGAAGUGGACACAGCUCACGUGUGUCCCAAGUCGCCAUGUGAAGCAAGUAGAAAGAGCGACUCAUAGCAGUAGGUAUCGCCUGGUGAUCUGCAUCACGUAGAAGUAGGCAUAAGCAUCCGUGCACUCUCGAAGAGUUAAGUACUGGCUAGGUGUCUGUGUAUUGAAAGCAGGCGUGGGGUCCGUCUCAUCCGCUUAUGCCAACAUGCAUCUCAUGCUAUCGUUAGAGAAGCCCGCACUCACGCGGGUUCAUGACGUGGCAGAGGAGUAGUUAUGCGUGACACGGUCCAGCCGGGGGUGAGAAGCGCCGUCCACCGUCGUGCUCCAACGAUGGCAGGGCGCACGACCAUGGAGACAGUGAGGGGCGUGGCUGCUGGACGUUUGUUGGCCUCUCAUUCCGUUCUGUGUUCACUCCCGUAGGUUUCUCCAACGGGAUGGACGCUGCCCAACCUCAAAGGCUGAAAAAAGUAAGUGUGAGAGUGUUUGGUCGCGGGAUACUGAGGCCGCCCUUCGGCAUGGUUGCGUCUUUUGGGGUGUGUGUAUGGUUUAGGAUAUGAAGGGUGGUUAGGGUUAGGGCCCUCGCCCUCGUACGAUUGCAAGACGCUGGAUGCAUCGCAGCGCGAUAAGGAUGAGGAUGUUGCAAAAGAAAAGAUUAUAUACACACGGACAGAAACAAAAACUUUAAACUCGAGCUCGACGCCAAUCAAUGUAUCUCUUGAGAUGAUUAGAAGGAAGUUGUGGAGAGAUUAUUUUUUUAUUAUGGUACCUGUGCUUCUUGUGGAUGGUAUGGAGAAAAAUAAUGGGACAGGGGGUCUUACGCUUAUUCUUGUUAUCCGGUAACAGAAACGGUAGUUAUCGCGUGCAGAGAAAUGAAAAGUGUAGCUCAUACUUGGAUCUUACAUUUUAUUUUAGUUUCACUAUUAAUUGAAAAUCUUAGAUAGGAACAGGAGGAGGUUCCACGAUAUUUGAUGUUAUUCACUCAAUUCCAAAUACAACUUUUUUAUCCCCAACCCAUUUUCUAUCUUCCUUUGCGCAGCAGACAACGACUUUCCGGAUCUUGAUGCGUUUGGCGGCAAAGACGGAUCCUCGUCUUUCCUGGAAAAUGAUCCGCUUCGCGAGAUUAUGGCAGAUGCUGCAGGUAUUACAGAUCAAUGUCAUUUGUCGUUCUUGGUUCUUGAUGGCAUUUUCCUAACAGGCUAGUAAUAUGUACUUUUUUGAGCAGGUAUUAGGCGUAGCUAGUUACUUGGAGGUGUUGUAGUUGUUAGGAAACGUCCCAUUAUUAAGAUCAUUAGUGAUUUUCAGUUUUAUUCUCUUGUUUUCUAACCAAGGCUCCACUGAAGUUAAGAUUAGCGAGUCUCAACACUCAUGAGAGGUGCUACAACAGGUUGCUAGUACCUGGCGUUUGCAGUUUGUCGUAAUCAUACACCUUGUUGUAGUUCUCAAUGUUGUAGGGGGUAUAAGAUAAUUACGAAUUAGUCUUGCUCUGGAUCACUCUAGAGUUUAGAAGGAAGGGAGGCCCGCCUGAGAGGGAGGCAAAAAACGGCGGGGACAGAGAGUGCUUGAAGGCCGUCCCUGCGGUCUUGCGUUUCCAGUGUUUCGUUCCCGCGUCACUUGUAGCGACAUCGCGUGAUUGCUCGGCGGCUGUUAGGUAGUCUGAGAGGGUGGUCGCCAGGGGUCGGUCCACAGCGCGUUCCACCAUAACCAGCGGCGGCAGAUGGAUCGCCGGAAAAGUAGAGUAGCCGGCGGGCGUUCUAGUUCUGAUAGGCGUUGUCUGAGGGGCUUUGGCGUUGCCACGCCCGCUAGUGUAUCCCACAGCGCAUCAACGAUGCACCCCCAGCCACCCACGGCGCCGCAUGUUGGUCGCCUUGUCGCUUUUGAUAGGGUCCCGCGCCGGCCUGGCCAAUUGUGCCCGGUGUUUGUGUCUAUCUAAGCGGCAGCGCAUGCCUGCUUGAAGUUCCACGAGCCUGGCCUUCAUUAACUUAAGCUGCACGGGGCUUGCUCGCGAAAGUCGGGCACGCCACCCACACCCAUCAAACACUUGCAAAGCAAAAAGACGCGCGGCCGAAAUAGUGCCGACCCACCCUUGCAUGUCUAGUUCAGGCCCCCGAGGCCCCGUCGGAUGACAUAGUUCAGACUCCCGGAGAGCAUUUCAGUGUCCAGUUGGCGUAGUGUCUCUACCCCCAUGCCCCCAAUAGGCUCUGCCUUUUGCAACUUCAAAAAAUCUCUCGCAGACCCGUUUUUUGGGCAUUCGGGUUUUGGCCUUCUCCUUGGUCCGCGAGGCUUUUUCGGUAGCAAAUUUCCCUCUCGAAAAUCUGUCUGCCAUUUGCCCUCCCCUUCCUCUUUAUUGGGAGUGAGUCCGCAUAAUGGAAUGGUAGCCCCCUUCUGAAAUUGUUGAUUCUGUAUCGGUAAGGGUUAGGAGCAAGUAUCUAUGAAUUUGUAGAGGGGCCGCAUUUGCACUUAUCCGCUUGACGCAUUAGCGGUUCUUGGGCUUACAGAUCGACGUUUUCUACAAGAAGCUUCACAGGAGGGUGCUUCUCCUGAUGAAAGGGAGGUGAGGAUUUUUUUAAGGCGGUUCGCCGUUAUGUCGUUUUUCUAUUCUUUGUCCGUUCAGAGUUUGUCUUGCAGUCCGAAGAGCUCGAUGCAAAUCGUGCCAGGCCAGUCAUUUCUCGUACGGGUUUCGGUUUGUCUGUGUGUUUUGCUGCUGACUUGUGGCUCUGCUUUUGCGCGGGCGUGCGAGUGAUAUCGCGGGUCUCCGCAGCAAUUUUUCAAUUCCCAGUCAUGCCCAUUUUUCUUGUCUGCCGCUGUCGGUGGUCUUUUUCCCAAUGGACGUCCCGCUGAGCCAGCUUAAGCCCCUGCUCCCAGAGUACUUAGCUAAGCCAGCGACAAUCUGCUUGACUACAGAGGAAGCUACUGCAGGGAGCUUGGUCUUGCGCUAAAUUGGGACUUUCGGCUUAUUAGCACAGACUAACUAGUUGCUUUGGCAAGUAAGCAACUGCCUGCCUUCUGCAUAGAAGAAGCGCCAGCAUGAUAAUGCUUUUUCUCGAGUUACCCGGUUCGACUGAGAAAUGAUUCUUGUUGUUUCUGGGUUUUGGUUUUAGAUGGGCUUCUUGCGUUCCACUCUGCAGAUUCAUAGCGAGUAUGCUCACCUGGUAUAAUCACAUCACCGCUUUUAUAUUUGUGGAGUUCUUGAUAUGUUUCUCUAUUUCCACGAAUCAUAACGAGUGGUAUUUUAUGUGUUGAUGUUGAGUAUUUUCUCUUAACUCCUAGUUUGCAGCUCACUCCCCCUUCUCCUUCUACUCCUCCAAGUGCCUCAGGCUAAUACGUAAAGGCAUUGCAUGACGAUCGAAGAAGGCCCUUGCUAAGACGCCUCGAAAAUAGAAUGAAGGCCAGAAUUGAAAAAACUCAAAAUGUGUACACUAGGUACUUCCUCCUUGGCGGAGACGAUGGCAGGCGCCCCCGGGUCCAAGUUAUGAAGGCACUCCAAACACGGGAAUAUAAGUGAUUGACUAGUAGACCUAGAGCAAUCAUUCUAGACGCCUUCCGUGUGUUGAAUGUAGGUAAGUACUUGUUUAAUUUUUCUGGUCUGCUCUCCUGUAGGUUUUAGGGCUCUCCCGAAAUACAAAUAAUACAGAAGUGAUUCCAAGUUUGGCUCUCGUGGGGACAUUUGCGUCGCGUUUCCUCAAGAAGGAGCUGCAAACCUCGAGUGGGAUAAUUGCUACCACUAUUGUUGUGUGCAUUUAUUGACGAAAGCCAGCUUCUCAUCUCUAUCUAAGACUCAUGCACAAGGGAGAAGAGGGAGAAGGGCCUUUUCAAGGUGAGGGAUUUAGCGGCGCGGAUGGGAAUUCUGGUAAUAAGAAUGAAGGCCAAGGGGCUUACACUUUUUUGGCGGUCGGAGCUAAUGGUGGCCACCCCGCUAGCGUACAGAUUGCGCUCGGCACGGCGCAUGGACCCUUGAACUUACGAAUAAAUACGAAGGUCAAUAAAGAAAAUCAGCAUACAAGCCGCCCCACGCGAGAUUAGAAGGCUUCGCAACUCGCUCUUACAGAACUUUCGCGAUCGUUGCAGCUGUCCUCGACGACUUCAACAGAGGCUGAAUUGCCUUGCUUGCUGUUUGAUUUCGUUUAACUUUUCUCUCGUCACUCAGCUCUCAGAGUUGUUGACUGCGUCGAGGACGAAGAGUAAGAGUGAUGCUAGAUGUGCAUUGGUUUGAGGCUCACCGUAUGUAUAUACUAGAAUAUUUUAAUGAGCGAACGUAGGAUGGGCUUGGAUGGAUCGGAUGGGCCAUCCUAAGUCUUCCGUCCUUGCUGGAAAUGGUGGGAAGCCCAUCCGGCCCAUCCCGUCCUGGAUCUGACACCCCUGCGAAUUACUUUAAUUUAGGGCGAUGAGAAUUAUGAGCAAGGGAACGUGGACCCACGACCCGCGCUUCUGCUUCUUCUGAGAAGGCUAUUUGGCGGCCUCCGUUCUAGACGGAGGCCCUUCCGGGGUUGUUCGUUGGGUCUGCUUGUUUGGGGUUGACUAGGGUUACAGCCCGUGCAAGGGCUUGAGUCUGCUUUCGGUGUUUUAGCUCUUUUUUGACUGUUGUGGAGAAGUAGUUUCGAUGGUUGAAGGGGCUUCGCCUUGGGCUUGCAUAUAUUACCUUACGUCUGCCUGGUCUAGUUCCAAUUUUGUUGCUGCAUGGUGUGGUCGGUAACUGAGGCCGCGGGCUUUUGGCGCUUGCGUGAUCAUGGUCUGCAAAAGAAGAAACAUGCGUUCGCACACGUUAGGAUGACGGCGCCAACUUUUUCGAAGCCUCGCCUUGCGUCUUUCAUUUUCCUUUGGAGAUUCGAACAUCGGGGCAGCGUCUUUCGCUUUGUGUUUGGUAUGAUUUCAAUAGGCCAAGCUGCAGCACUGCUGCUGCCUUCCAUUUUUGCCGUGAAUGACCCAGCACGCAGCGGCUUUGCUUGGAGCAGUCCUGAGACUGUUCAUCCCGGCGAGGCUGGCGUUGAAAGACGUCCGCGCGCUACGUGCGCAGCGCUUUCCUCCCCGGUUUUCAACUGGGAGUGAGGGCGCGCCCUCUCUCCGAGUUGGAAUGCCACAGAGGUGCACUUUGCAUUUUUCGCCAAAAUGUCUCUUGCGAGAGCUUAGCUUGGUGGGCCCCUCCGGACCUGACUUCAGCUCCCCCCGCCUCCUUUUUGCGUCAUGAUUGAAUGGCUCCGUGCGUUUUCUCGUUCCAGCUGGAUGGCUGUGCCGCGCGCUGCAAGCUUGCUAGCUUGGGUGACUGAAUGCGGGGCCGCCGCCGCGGGGUUGUCUGGUAUUGUGGCGGUUGCAUUCUGUACGGGGGCGGUGGCUUAUCGCUUUCUUCGGGGUAGGUGCUAACGAAGUAGAAGCUUUGUGCCUACAGUGGCACUGGCCCCUUUGCUGAGUUCAGUUUGCUAGAACGCUCGGCCUGAAAUGCGCCCGAAUGGGACCGAAGCUUUUCAUUUUUCACAGGCCUUCGUUCGGGUCAUUAAGUCUCUUGCCUUUGCCUUUUUGUGCAAGCAGUGUGUUUCAUUGGCUGAAAAGGGUAUGGCUGAGUGGGUGGGGGUCUUGUCGGUGUCUGUUGUGGUCGAUGUUCAUUGAGGGCGCGCAACCCAAAUAUGCCAAGCAAGUUAGGCGUCAGCUCUGUCAAGCGAAGAAGAAUGUCCCAAGGGAGGGGCGCUACGCGUCUGGGGGAGUCAGCGUUGGCCACGUGCCCCCGAGUUUGGAGGGGCAGCCGCGAGUCUGUAUUUCUUUUCCGUCCCCAGGGAUCCCUAAGCCCCGAUUACGGUUAGCGGCGCCUCCCUUGCAGUCCGGGUGGCCGACUUGCCUAGCUUGGGGCACGUCCUUGGCCUGUCGCGUACUGUAAACUCGCGAGCGCAGCCUCGUUUCUAUCUUGCGGGGACUCAUGCCUUUUUUUGUCAAGAGGUGCAAUUCAUUGACCACACUAAGCCGGCCCAAGAUUGUGUCUACCCGAGGCCCUUCCGGUGUGCCUCACGUGAUGCCACUGAGCGAGGUAACAUCUACCGAACAUGCAUGAGCUGGGGAAAGAGAAUGGACACCGCGCCGCUCGUGUUGCGUCGGUCUUGUGUUUUGCGUGUUCUGUCUUGGUCGUGCUUCGUUCUUCUGUAGCUUACUUAUGUGGUCAGCUAAUUGGGGCGCUAGCUUCGGAUCUCCAUGGGGAUAAGGUUCCAGGGUCGCAGUGAGCGGAUCGCAUUGGACCACAAGAGGAGACGGCGUAUCUAAGUAUGUCAGAAUCCCGUUGGUCUCAACCUCAAGGUCGAAGCCAUGUGGUGGGGCGUUGUGGGCGUCUUCUGCUUUUUCUGCCGAGGCAGUGGCUGGCAGCAGUAUUUAUUUCUUUUUUUGUUGCAUACUGGCACGACUUGCAUUCCCUUGCGAAGAUUCCAUAUGAAGACAUCUGUUGCCGCACUCAGUAAACCUGCGAGUUGUUCAGCGUGGUUUUCUUGCAGUUCUUCUGCAACUUGGUUCGGCUUCUAAUAUUAAAGAAGGCAGCGGCCGCACCGGUGGAUCCGCUGGCGCUGAAUGCGAGCAAGGAGCAGCUAAAAGCUGCAGAAAAGCAAGCAGAACGAGAAAGCGAAGAUGCCAAACGAAAGGCCGUGGCGGUGACCCAGGAAGCCCAGCAUGAAGCAGCGCAGGAGAUAGAGGAUGGGGCACACGAAGCGUCUGACCAACUACAGAAAAGCUUGGAAGCAGCUACAAAAGCAGACACGCUCGGUGCCGUGGUGGAUGCUCAACUGAGCCAAGAAAGGGAGCAUGGAAGACAAGAAGCUAAGGUGACCGCGAUUGGGGCGGAGCUUCUUGCGGCAAAGGCAACCAGUGAGGAAGAAAAAGAGCGCCGAGACCAUGACGCCGAGGCAGCGGCCGCAAAAGAACGACAGGCGGAACAACAGCGCGUCGCCGAGUUGGCCGCUGAAGAAGAAAGGGAGGUGCUAGCAAAGACAGCGAAGGCUCAGGCAACAUUGGAAACGGAUUCUCAGCAAGUUAUGCAAAAGAUGGACCAUACCCUACAUUUCGCCGCCGAGCUGAGAGACGGGUCACCGUUGGCCGCCGAAUCUGGUGCUGCCUCUGCCACCCAAAAAGACAUGAAAACUGCAUCACCUCCUAGAGCACAAACUCCAACAGGACCAGCCGCAGGGCAGGGAAGCGGAUCAACAACUCAGCCGGGUCGUGCUAGGGAGCGUGGCACGGGGUCCACGUCGGGCGGACGUAGUCGCCGAGAUGGACAAGCAGGACGUGCACAAGGUGGUCAGGACAGCGUUAGUAGAGGCUCGAAAGCGCAGGACAGCGUUAGUAGAGGCUCGAAAAGCGCUUUCAUCGAGAAUGCUCCUCAGCCUACAGAAGUGCUGUCUUCUUCUGCCACAAACAAUUUUCUCGGGAAACGCCAUGGUGAAGAACAACCAGAUGAAGCUCCUCUUGUGAAAGAUCGAUCAGAUGGCGCUACAACUGGGUCUACCUCGACGAUCAAAAAAAGUGCAGACUCCGCUGAUCAUGAUCAUGAAAAUGUGAAGAUGAACAUGAACGAAGAACUGAAAUUACGGCUAUUUCUGCAAACGCUUGUUCUUCCUGCAUUAGUAGCAUGAUUCUUGGCAGCUCUUUUCAUCUACGUGCUUGGGAAAACGAAAUGAAAUAACCAAGGAUGAUGCAUAAAUUCGACUGUCAACUCUCUCCCGUGAACGGGUACACAACCCCUAUUACUACUACUCAAGGAUCGAUGCUCUCUCAAGGGUCAAAGAUCUACUUUUAAAAAUCGAGGCUCUCUUACUCUUAUGGUUGGAUUCUCUCUAAUAAAAGAAGCAACUGCAACAUCGUCGACCUCCAUUUACCAAGAUCAGGCAGCACCUACAACAGCAGCUGCACUGGCAUCGCCGAGUCAUACAAGCGCUCGACUCACGGAGUUUGGAGGCUUUCUUGGUGCAGUGCUUCUCGUCUGCAUUUUCUUCGGGAUCUUUAUGGUUCUACUUAGCCUAAAAUUACCUCUGUUUUUUCCUGGCUCGGUACUGCACGACAACAGUUACAUAUAACAAUACUAAAAAUAGAUGUGCUCGUGCUGAUUAUAAUGCUUGUAUUCUUUAUUUUCUACUUAGGCUCACGCUCUUCAGCCGUGUGUAGUCCACUUUUGUCCUAGAAGAUAGAAGACUCUCUGAACCGCUACUAUAGUACUUGCAUAGGAUAGCAAUAGAAGAAGUAGCAAGCCGCUCACACUCGUUCUUUUUUCUCCUCUGGUCAUUCGUGUUCACUUCAUCUGUUCAAAGUCUACCCAUAGAUACGGUGCUUUGUGUCUCGUGAUUACUUAUUUUCAUGUAGCUACAUGGAUGCGGUGCUCCUACGAUGUAUCUGUUUGUCUUUCUGGUUAUGAGGGGGCCGCAUGAAGUGAAUAUCUCGAAUUCAAUAAGCGCACAGCCAAGUGACCAUGAAUGCAAGGUCAUUGCUGACUGUGCGCUUAUUGGGUAUUUCCUGUAAGAGAAGAUCGUCCAGAUCAAGAUUAUUCUUUAGGGUCUUCUCCCACUAGAAGUGGUUUUCACUUGAGUCUUAGAUUCUAAGGUUGACAAGGUGGACAUCAGGAAGGUUUUUAUAAUGUUGCAGAGAUCAUGAUUAUCAUGUAGCGAUACUAGUAGAUUAUCUCACUGUCACUUCGCGUCGUUUGCCGAGUCUUCCAGUAAGUUACAACUGGGCAAAUAUAGCAACGCGUAGGCACCCCGUGAUCCUAUGGUAUCGUAUCCUCUAGGGAUACGUUCUCAGGCAUCCUACCGUAUCCUCUAGCUCUAGAGCUUAUCUUCUGGAAUACAAGAUUGUAUCUUAUCUUAUUCAUACGCUAUAGAUAGUGAUACUUCUCCGGAGUCCGAGCUGUAUCUUGAUACUGUAAUCUAUUGUUGUCGUGCUCGUGAUACUUCUAAAUCCACAUAUAAGGAUGAAUUUGAAUUUUCUUAGCCUUAUGCAUUCUUGUAAUCCAUGUGCUGACGCUUAGUAAAGUCCUCCUUCAUUAACCUGCUGCACCGCGUGAAGACCCAGAGGAGCUGAGCAGCUCUUGUUGGAGAC